This is a messenger RNA of Drosophila obscura, 2930 nucleotides long. It is a transcript of the gene bur, whose product is annotated as GMP synthase [glutamine-hydrolyzing]. Gene Ontology annotation, biological process: GMP biosynthetic process. Gene Ontology annotation, molecular function: ATP binding; GMP synthase (glutamine-hydrolyzing) activity; GMP synthase activity. The record is from RefSeq and is a predicted model, not a curated record. Bases 19 to 2070 code for a protein of 683 amino acids. Gene Ontology annotation, cellular component: cytosol. The transcript has 9 exons. Lineage: Eukaryota; Metazoa; Arthropoda; Insecta; Diptera; Drosophilidae.
UGCUGCAACGAUAAAGAAAUGAAUUCAAGCAUAUUUCAUGGCACAGCUGAGAACGGCCUGCGGCAUGAUAAGAUUGUUAUACUGGAUGCGGGAGCACAGUACGGCAAGGUUAUCGAUCGAAAGGUGCGGGAACUGCUCGUUGAAUCGGAUAUACUGCCCCUAGAUACACCAGCGGCAACGAUACGGAAUAAUGGCUAUCGGGGCAUAAUCAUAUCCGGCGGCCCCAACUCUGUGUAUGCCGAGGAUGCGCCCACGUACGAUCCGGAUCUGUUUAAGUUGAAAAUUCCCAUGCUUGGCAUUUGCUAUGGCAUGCAGCUAAUCAACAAAGAGUUUGGCGGCACCGUUCUCAAGACGGACGUCCGGGAAGAUGGCCAACAGAACAUUGAGAUUGAAACCUCGUGCCCGCUGUUCAGCCGCCUGAGUCGCACACAGUCCGUACUGCUCACCCACGGGGACAGCGUAGAGCGAGUGGGGGAGAAGCUAAAGGUGGGGGGUUGGUCCACGAACCGCAUUAUCACGGCCAUCUACAGCGAAGUGUUGCGCAUCUAUGGCGUUCAGUUUCAUCCAGAGGUGGACCUAACCAUCAACGGCAAACAGAUGCUAUCAAAUUUCCUCUAUGAAAUCUGCGAACUAACACCAAACUUCACAAUGGGCAGCAGGAAGGAGGAGUGCAUACGCUACAUACGAGAGAAAGUUGGCAGUAAUAAAGUCUUGCUCUUGGUCAGUGGCGGAGUGGAUUCAAGUGUUUGUGCAGCCUUGUUGCGACGUGCCCUCUAUCCUCAUCAGAUAAUUGCCGUGCAUGUGGAUAAUGGUUUCAUGCGCAAGAACGAAAGUGAAAAGGUGGAACGUUCGUUGCGCGAAAUUGGCAUCGAUUUGAUUGUACGAAAGGAAAUCUAUACGUUCCUCAAGGGCACCACGCAAGUGAAGCGACCCGGCCAAUAUUCGGUCGUUGAGACGCCCAUGCUCUGUCAGACCUACAACCCCGAGGAGAAGCGCAAGAUAAUUGGUGAUAUAUUCGUAAAGGUGACCAACGAUGUUGUGGCCUUUCUGAAACUCAAACCCGAAGAAGUUAUGCUCGCCCAGGGCACCCUAAGGCCAGAUCUAAUUGAGUCCGCAUCGAAUAUGGUCAGCACGAAUGCCGAAACAAUCAAAACGCAUCACAAUGACACGGAUCUGAUUAGAGAACUGCGCAAUGCGGGACGCGUUGUGGAGCCAUUGUGUGACUUUCACAAGGAUGAAGUACGAGAUUUGGGCAAUGAUCUGGGUCUGCCCCCAGAGCUAGUCGAGCGUCAACCCUUCCCAGGUCCCGGUCUGGCCAUCCGUGUGCUGUGCGCCGAGGAGGCCUAUAUGGAAAAGGACUAUUCAGAGACUCAGGUAAUUGUGCGUGUUAUUGUGGACUAUAAGAACAAACUGCAGAAGAAUCAUGCGCUCAUCAAUCGAGUGACGGGCGCCACCAGUGAGGCCGAACAAAAGGAGCUGUUGCGCAUCUCUGCCAACUCCACGAUUCAAGCUACCCUGUUGCCCAUACGGUCGGUGGGUGUUCAAGGCGACAAGCGUAGCUACAGCUAUGUGGUGGGUCUGUCCACGAGUCAGGAGCCCAACUGGAUGGAUCUGCUCUUUCUGGCCAAGAUCAUACCGCGCAUUCUGCACAAUGUGAAUCGGGUAUGCUAUAUCUUUGGGGAGCCCGUCCAGUAUCUGGUCACAGACAUAACGCACACAACCCUCAAUACGGUGGUGUUGUCGCAGCUCCGGCAAGCCGAUGCCAUUGCAAAUGAGAUUAUCAUGCAAGCUGGAUUGUACAGGAAAAUCUCACAGAUGCCAGUCGUUCUGAUACCCGUGCACUUUGAUCGGGAUCCCAUCAAUAGGACGCCCUCCUGCAGAAGAUCGGUGGUGCUGCGUCCAUUCAUAACGAACGACUUUAUGACUGGAGUGCCGGCUGUGCCUGGAUCAGUGCAACUGCCUUUGCAAGUCCUUAAUCAAAUGGUGCGCGACAUAACCAAGCUGGAUGGAAUCUCGCGGGUACUCUAUGACUUGACCGCCAAGCCGCCGGGUACCACUGAGUGGGAAUGAUGCGCUCAAACCAAAUCUUUCAACAGCCAUUUCAUAGAAAUAGAGGAAACAAUAAAACCGAACAGCAGCAGCAAUCGUACUAUGCGGGAGCUUCAGAGUAGGACAAAAGCGAAGGAUCGAUCGAACGAUCCAGUCUUGCCGCCCGAUGCAAAGCGACGCUUGAUAGCUGAUCCCGAUAACGAUCCUGAACCUGACCCUCCCCCGAUAGAGAGCUGCCUUUAAGAGAUUGAAACGAGAAACGAGCGGAGAGAGUAACUGAAGCGUAAAUACAACUAUAGAUAGCGCCCGCUUUUGAAACAACAACAAAUCAGGUUCUUAAUAUCGAUAAAUGUUUGUAAUUGAUGCGCAAUUAAGCAAAAAAGGAAAGGCAAACUGUUUGCCCUACCCACCCCCCUAAAAAAUACUAAUUAUGUACAUUUGCAUGUUUUCUUCCUUUUAUGAAAAGGAAAUGCCUACACCCCGUAACCCCUCCCUAAAAAAAAAAAACAAAGUAAAACAAACAAUUAAUUUACGCAUUUUUAGUUAUAUACAUAAAGAAAUAUAUGAUAUAUAUAUAGAGAUGAUGAUAUAUAUAUCUUCGUACAGAUAUUAAAUAAAUACAAAAAAAAAAUGUCCCAGUUCUGAAAAGUUGUAAGAGGAAAGUGUUUUCCCGGGCAAAAGAAAGGCAUGUGUUUGCAAAACAGAAAAAGAAAUACAAAUUGUAAGAAUAUAUAAAAACAAGAAAUAUUAUAUUAUAAGCUAAAAUUAUGAAUUGUUAUAAAAACGUCUAUAUUUAAAGAAUGGCAAAAAUAAAAGAAACAAAACCCGAUUACGAUGAUACAAGAAAAAAUGUAAUAAAACGAACAAGCGAUUUACAAGCA